Molecule: messenger RNA, 4645 nt
Organism: Dryobates pubescens (Downy woodpecker)
Lineage: Eukaryota; Metazoa; Chordata; Aves; Piciformes; Picidae
Gene: MTHFD1L
Product: methylenetetrahydrofolate dehydrogenase (NADP+ dependent) 1 like
Exons: 28
Coding region: 19-2817 (932 amino acids)
Biological process (GO): tetrahydrofolate interconversion
Cellular component (GO): cytosol; mitochondrion
Molecular function (GO): ATP binding; formate-tetrahydrofolate ligase activity; methylenetetrahydrofolate dehydrogenase (NADP+) activity
Source: RefSeq, a predicted model, not a curated record
UGGAUCCCGGCUGGAAGGAUGAGAACAGCGGUGGUGCGGCACUGCCUGGCUCCUGCGCUCCGAGCCGCGCUGCCGCCGAGCCGCGGCCUUUGCGGGCGGCGGACGCUGAGCGGCGGCGCGGCGGCGGCAGCAGCGCGCAACAUCACUGAGAAUGCAAAGAAAUCCUUGGCCUCUCUUAAGAGAGAAAACCCUCGUCUUGAGCCAACACUUGCCAUUAUUCAGGCACAUAAUGACAAUUUGAUUCAAGAAACAAACAAGAACUUUGCCAAAGAGGUUGGUCUACGUGUUAUUCAUAUCCGUCUCCCUGAAGGCAGCAGCAAGGAUGAGGUUAUUGGUGAAAUUUUGAGAUUGAAUGAGGAUCCUAGUGUGCAGGGCCUUGCCCUUGACCUCCCAGAAAGCUUAUACAGUAGCAAGGUACUCAAUGCUGUGAAACCUGAGAAGGAUGUGGAUGGGUUAUCUGAUGUAAACCUAGGACGCUUGGUACGUGGCGAUGACUCUGACUGUCUAGUUCCUCCUGCAGCAAGUGCUGUGAUGAAGCUUCUGGAAGGUUUAGGUGGGAAAAGGGUGCUGCUAGUGGGAGUCCAUGGUGCAGUGGGCGCUGCCUUGCAGUGCAUGCUUCAGAGGGAAGGAGCAGAAACUGUGAGCUGCCAGUGGACAUCCCCUCAGCUGCAGACCAAGCUUCCCCAUGCAGAUGUGGUGGUAAUUGGCAGCGCAAAACCUGAUAAUAUUCCUGUGAGCGGGAUAAAACCUGGAACCACCGUUAUCAGUUGUUCUUGUGACUCGCUGUCAGAGAAACAGAACUAUGGUGAGCAAAAGAACGCUGAAAAUGCUGCUGGUUCUCUUGCCAUUGCAGCGCGAAUGCAGAACAUGGUAAAAAACACGGAGCGAUGGAUCCAGUCCCAGAAGUACAGGGAGUGGGACCUCCACUGCUUGAAACUGCAGCCCCUCUCCCCGGUGCCCAGUGAUAUUGAGAUUUCCCGAGCACAGAGUCCAAAAGCUGUUGAUGUACUUGCCAAGGAGAUAGGAUUGCUUACAGAUGAAGUUGAGAUCUAUGGCCAGACCAAAGCCAAAGUACGUUUGUCCCUGCUGGAAAGGUUAAAGGAUCAGCCAGAUGGAAAAUAUGUUCUAGUUGCUGGAAUAACCCCUACGCCCCUAGGAGAGGGGAAAAGCACAGUCACCAUUGGUCUUGUUCAAGCACUUACUGCACACCUUAACAUUAAUUCCUUUGCUUGUCUGAGACAACCUUCCCAAGGACCUACUUUUGGAGUUAAAGGUGGAGCAGCUGGUGGUGGAUAUGCUCAGGUGAUUCCCAUGGAGGAGUUCAAUCUUCAUUUGACUGGAGAUAUUCAUGCUAUAACGGCUGCAAAUAAUUUACUGGCUGCUGCUAUUGAUGCUAGGAUCUUGCAUGAGAACAGUCAAUCUGAUAAGGCCUUGUAUAAUAGACUUGUUCCAGUCGUUAAUGGCGUCAGAGGAUUUUCUGCUAUUCAGCUUGCCCGUUUAAGAAGGCUGGGAAUAAACAAGACAGAUCCUGGGUCUUUAACAGAGGAGGAGAUGAGCAAAUUUGCACGUCUUGACAUUGACCCAUCUACCAUAACAUGGCAAAGAGUGGUGGAUACAAAUGACAGGUUCCUGCGCAGAAUAACAGUUGGGCAGGCAAAUACAGAGAAAGGAUUCAACCGCCAGGCUCAGUUUGAUAUUGCUGUUGCAAGUGAAAUCAUGGCCAUCCUGGCACUUAGCACCAGCCUUCAAGAUAUGAAGGAGAGAUUGGGGAGAAUGGUGGUGGCUAACGACAAGAAAGGAGAACCAGUAACAGCAGAGGAUUUGGGGGUAACAGGGGCUCUGGCAGUUUUGAUGAAAGAUGCGAUUAAGCCCACACUAAUGCAGACUUUAGAGGGGACGCCAGUAUUUGUUCACGCCGGACCUUUUGCUAACAUUGCGCAUGGAAAUUCUUCUGUUUUGGCUGAUAAAAUUGCCCUUAAGUUAGUUGGAGAGAAAGGAUUUGUAGUAACUGAAGCUGGCUUUGGUGCUGACAUUGGGAUGGAGAAAUUCUUCAACAUCAAAUGCAGAGCCUCUGGCUUAGUUCCCAGUGUGGUUGUAAUUGUUGCUACAGUGAGGGCUUUGAAGAUGCACGGAGGCGGGCCAAAUGUAACUGCUGGUGCCCCCUUGAAGAAAGAAUACACAGAAGAGAACCUCCAGCUGGUAGCAGAUGGCUGCUGCAAUCUACAGAAACAAAUUCAAAUUGCUCAGCUCUUUGGAGUUCCUGUUGUGGUUGCUCUAAACAUCUUCAAAACUGAUUCUCCUGCUGAGGUUGAUCUGGUGUGUAAGAUUGCAAAACAAUCUGGAGCAUUUGAUGCUGUACCUUGCAAUCACUGGUCAGCUGGUGGCAAAGGAGCAAUACAGUUAGCUGAAGCUGUUGAAAAGGCAGCCAAUCAGAAGAACAAUUUCAAAUAUCUGUAUGACUUGGAGCUUCCUAUUGCUGAAAAAAUAAGAAUCAUUGCUCAGAAGGUGUAUGGAGCUCAAGAUAUAGAAUUGUCUCCUGCUGCGCAGUCACAAGUUGAUCGUUACACCCGGCAGGGAUUUGGAAAUCUUCCCAUUUGUAUGGCAAAAACUCACCUAUCCCUCUCCCAUCAGCCUGAGAGGAAAGGCGUUCCCACUGGUUUCAUUCUGCCGAUUAGUGAUGCGCGAGCCAGUAUUGGAGCUGGAUUCAUCUACCCUUUAGUAGGAACGAUGAGCACCAUGCCAGGACUGCCCACGAGGCCAUGCUUCUACGACAUUGACCUCGACCCUGUCACAGAGCAAGUGAAAGGAUUGUUUUGAGUGUGACAUCCAAAUUCAGAAGCCUGGAAGUUAAGAAGUGCAACUUUCCUGUUUCCUGCGAGCAGGAGACAAAAAUGAAUCUGAAAUAUUCCUGUUAUGUGUCUCUGGAAGAAUGUCAAGACAGGCCAAAGAGCAAAAGUUUACUCUUUCUUCAAACUAGUUUUUAUGAUGAAAUGUAGCUGUAAGGGUUUGGGUUUGUUUUGGUUUGGCUUUUUUAAGGGAAAAAAAAGGCAAGCUCAAGUUUUUCUCACUGUAGCGCAGGAAGCUCUUUUCUAGGGCUUACGCUUGUUUGUGGAUGAAACAUCGAAAAAGGGAGACAUUUUUCACCUUAGAUUUUUCUUCUUUUCUCAGAGGAGUUUACAGAAGAAUUUCUCCGAUCUGGGCCAUCUAAAACUUGCGUAAACAUGAUUAUGCUGUGUGAUCAAGCCUGUUUCUCUCUGAAAAAGACACUUUUGUUCCUGGCUUUCAGGAGCUGAAACUACACAGAUUAACUGCGCAUUUUUUAGUUAUCAUCAAGCGUUGCUCUGGAUGCAUUUGGGCAACAGCCAAGCUUCAAGCAAGGAAGAUAUUAAGCAGAGAAAGCAAAAAGCCUGUAUUUUGUGAAAGGUUUUUGAUAAAUAAUUUGUUUCCUUGUUGGGCACAGAUCUUUUGAAACAUUUAAGCCAUAGCUGUCUGAUACCCACAGGUCACUGUUUAUCCAAAGUUGUCACAGGCUGUCCUGCUGAUUAUGUGCAUGUUGUGGUGAAGCUGGUUUUUCAGAGGGUACUGCUGCUUCUGAAGCUCUGUUUUGCUCCUGUUCAUGCCUAAUGAAGCCUCCUGCUGUGCUGGCUCCUGACCUAGAGUUUUUCUUAUCCUGUCCCUGGCAGUACACAGCACCCAGUAACAACAGAGGAAAGUCCAUCAAGUAAGGACACAACAGGGCCAAGCUUUGUUCUGCUUCGUUUUGUAGGUUUUUAACACCAUAGUGGAGCGUGGUUUUUAUUUGAAGGGGAGAUUCAAGCAAGCUAAAUCCUAAACCAUGUGCUUUAACUUACCUCACUAAGUUACCUUGUCCUGCUUUACCUAAAUCUGCAGCAAAACAAGCCUGAGGUACCGGAUACUGCAUUUAGCUUUCCAAGCUGCUGCUCCUCAGGAAACUCUCACUGACUGACCGUUGGUUCCUUCAAUAACAAAAACUGUAACAGAACAAUGGGUUGAAUCAAGACAAUGGGCCAUUGUGGGGGUUUAGGUAAAAAGCAGUGAAAUAAUUAUGAGAGAGUUUAUUUUCCUGGUGACGUCUUCCAUCCUGUCGAUUUACUCCACUUACGCAGAUCUGUAUAUUCUGGGCUUCUGCAGUGUAGUUUUGGUUCCCUUCUGUGCAGCCACAUUUGGAGACUUAAUUAUCUGAGGAGUUGUGUUGUAACUGAGGGGUUUGUUUUGGUUUUUGAAAUCAUGCUUUGUUAUUUAUAAACUCAAAACUAUAAUUAUAGACAGAAGAGCAAGCUGGGGACAAUUAAAAUAAUUAUCUGUGCCGUCCCUGGAGUAGCACAGAAAUGUCUGUUGACUCCAUUUCAGAACUGUUCUAUUCAUAGCAUGGUUCCCCCAGCACUGUGGGGAUUGCUGUGAAGAUUUAAACAUUAAAAAAAAAUAAUAAAGCUCUUUGAUAUUUUAGCCUGAUAAGAAGAUAGAGGUCAUAACAGCCUAUACUGUGGCUGUUUUAAUUACACUGGGGCAGGACAAACUUGAGCAGUAGGAAGUUAGAUUCAAGUGUGGCUCUCGCAGCUGCUGGGGAGAAAUAUUUCUGGUAUUUUGUGUUACAUUGUGCCUCAAAAUACAACCAUGCUAUAAC